Molecule: messenger RNA, 2114 nt
Organism: Helianthus annuus (common sunflower)
Lineage: Eukaryota; Viridiplantae; Streptophyta; Magnoliopsida; Asterales; Asteraceae
Product: serine/threonine-protein phosphatase 5
Exons: 13
Coding region: 161-1783 (540 amino acids)
Cellular component (GO): cytosol; nucleus
Molecular function (GO): protein serine/threonine phosphatase activity; protein binding
Source: RefSeq, a predicted model, not a curated record
UAAAGUGAAACAUAUUCACGAAGCAAUGAUAUGAAAGAGGCGCCGGCCGGAACCAUCUAGGGCAAACUUCUGCAACAACAAUUUCUGGUGUUGACACAACAUGCAAUUAACACUCUAACUCAACAACAGUGAUUCAAUCAAGCUCAUACGCCGUCGUAUUAUGCCAUCAAUGGCUGCCGAAAACAACUCUAACGUUUCAUUGGCUGAACAAAUCAAACAACAAGCUAAUGAAGCCUUCAAAGCUAAUAGGUUUUCACAAGCGAUUGAUUUGUAUACAAAAGCGAUUGAAUUGAACGGUGAGAAUGCGGUAUAUUGGGCGAAUCGUGCGUUUUCGCAUACGAAGUUGGAGGAAUAUGGAAGUGCGAUACAGGAUGCGUCUAAGGCUGUUGAGAUUGAUCCUAAGUAUUCAAAGGGCUAUUAUCGGCGCGGUGCUGCUUAUCUUGCAAUGGGGAAGUUUAAAGAAGCACUCAAGGAUUUUCAACAGGUGAAAAGAAUAUGUCCAAAUGAUCCAGAUGCUUCAAAAAAAUUAAAGGAAUGCGAAAAGGCUGUUAUGAAGCUCAAGUUUGAAGAAGCGAUUUCUGCACCUACUUCUAAACAACAGUCAGUAGCUGAGACCAUCGAUCUCCGAACCAUAGGGACGGGCACAGACUCAUCUUAUCAUUCCCCUCGGUUUACUGCUACAUCAGUGGCAGUUGCAGUAGCAUUAGUGGCUAUAUUGAUGAUGGUGGUGGGGCCCAUUGUAGCCAUCGUAGUGGCAUCUGCAGCAUCGGCAUUGUUUUUCGUGGUCAAAAAGACUGACGUGGAGCCACAAUAUGCUGGUGCAAGAAUAGAGGGAGAUGUAGUAACUUUAGAGUUUGUGAAGAAAAUGAUGGAUGACUUCAAGAAUCAGAAAAUGUUACAUAAACGAUAUGCCUUUGAGAUUGUUCUACGGACAAGAGAAAUCUUAAUGGCCUUGCCAUCUCUGGUUGACGUAAACGUUCCAAAUGGAAAGCACUUCACCGUUUGUGGUGAUGUGCAUGGUCAGUUCUAUGAUCUUCUAAAUAUCUUUGAGCUCAACGGUCUCCCUUCCGAAGACAAUCCUUAUUUGUUUAAUGGCGACUUUGUUGACCGUGGUUCCUUUUCUGUGGAGGUUAUUCUAACAUUGUUUGCGUUCAAGUGUAUGUCUCCAUCAGCUAUACAUCUUUCUCGUGGAAAUCAUGAGAGCAAAAGCAUGAACAAGAUUUACGGGUUUGAGGGUGAGGUCCGGUCUAAGCUGAGUGAUAAAUUCGUGGAGCUAUUUGCAGAAGUUUUUUGCUAUUUACCUUUAGCUCAUGUUAUAAACGAGAAGGUAUUUGUUGUUCAUGGUGGACUUUUUAGCACUGAUGGCGUAAAGCUCUCUGACAUCAGGGCCAUUGAUCGGUUUUGCGAGCCCCCAGAGGAAGGGUUGAUGUGUGAGAUAUUAUGGAGUGAUCCUCAACCUAAUCCCGGUAGAGGACCAAGCAAGCGUGGUGUAGGGCUCUCUUUUGGUGGAGACGUAACAAAACGGUUUCUGAAGGAUAAUAAUUUAGAUUUAGUUGUGCGAUCUCAUGAGGUCAAAGAUGAAGGCUAUGAAAUCGAACAUGAUGGUAAACUCAUCACUGUAUUCUCUGCUCCAAACUACUGUGACCAGAUGGGUAACAAGGGUGCUUUCAUCCGAUUUGAGGCCCCCACAAUGGAGCCCAAAAUUGUCACAUUUUCAGCAGUGCCACAUCCCGAUGUGAAGCCAAUGGCGUAUGCCAGCAAUUUCCUCCGCAUGUUCAAUUAGUGUUUGUUUGCUGACUUGGGUGAUACGAUUGCUGAAUAUGGUGGAUUUCGGUUUGGUUUCUCUAAUCUACAACUGCACAUAUCGCAUGAAACUCCCGAGACACGUGUGGUAUUACUUUCUUGCAACAGUUUACCUAUUUUUCAAUAGUUUAUUAUGUAACCGAAAGCCAAAAACACACAGUGGCCUGAAUUAGGGUCCGCUUUUUAAUCUAUUGCCCUUUCGGUUAACUAUGUAUCUAUCAUUUUCUUAGAAAAUUUGCUUUGUAUCCUUUUUAAAGCUCAAGAUUUCUAUUGAAUUGUCAAGAACAAUAAAGAAUUUAUCUGCUCUCUCA